AUGUCGAGCCAGCCGGUCGAUCCGGCAAAACCUCCUGACAAUAAAUGCAAAUUCUGUGCUAAAUUUUGUUCGCUAAGUGAAGUUAAGUGUACUAAUAGUGCAUGUGAUACUCUUCUACAUGGAAAAUGUUUCGAUUCAAUUGCCAAGAUUGUGCCAAUGAAAAAGGAAGAAUUCCGUUGUAAACAUUGUUUGGGAGACGGCAAGGUGUCUAGUAGCAGUACCGAUGUGCUGCUCUUGCAUAAAGAAAUUGAUUGCCUUACACGAGAAAAGCAAUUGCUAGAAAAGUAUGUGAGUGAACUAGAAUUUUCUAAUACCAUUUUGAAAUCUAAAACGCCUGCUGUUUCCUCUACACUGAAUUCGGCUGUUGGUUUUUUUCCGAACUCGUCGUUGGUAAACACAUACUCGCAAGCAGCAAAAAAAGUCUCGCCAUCAGCUGUGCUGGUUAUUAAACCCACUGACAUAAACAUGGGGAACGCAAAAUUGGAGCAAGAGCUGAAGUCUAAAUUCAGGCCGAGUCAACUAAAUGCGAAUGUUACUGGUACUAGACUCAUUAGGGAUGGCGUGCUAGUCAACUGUGCUGAUGUCAAGUCGCUUCAAAAUUUGAAAGAUGGUCUAAAGAGGCAAGCUGGAAAUGCAUUUAAUAUGGCUAUAUACUCCUCCUCGGAACAACAUAAUUUGAGAUUUUGCAAGAAAGUCGCCAAAUGCUUAGGGUCCUAG
This is a messenger RNA of Acanthoscelides obtectus, 717 nucleotides long. The record is from the annotation of a GenBank genome assembly. Lineage: Eukaryota; Metazoa; Arthropoda; Insecta; Coleoptera; Chrysomelidae.